AUUCGCGAGGAUCGAACGUUUUUUCUAGGUUGCGCGACGUGACUUCUUAAUUUUUGAAUGGUAUUUUCUUCGACAACCAUUUAAAUAGUCUAAAUCAUUUCAGUAAGUCAUUAUGCUGCGGUGGUAAUUUCCCCGACACUUCGAGGUUCGUCGUAACGAAUCAAUCGAUCGAUUUUAUAUUGUGCAGUGGAUUUUUUUUGUUUCGGUGCUGAAGUGAAGUUACUAGACUCCGAUAAAAUGACUGCCGAGUCAUUAAAACCGUUUCUUAAUUCACCAAAUGCUUUGAGUGCCCUAUCCAGAGAUUGCACGGAGAAGAAAUCCGUGAAAAGUUGUCUGCUGGUUUGUGGUUCCGUUGUACUAUGCAUUUUCUCUUUGGCCGUAGUGGGAUUAGAUAUAUGGAAUAUCAACAGAAUCACCGAACUGCAGCGAGAGGUCGACAACUUGAAGAUGCAAACGCAGGAGCUGCGCAAUCUACGGAUCGGGAGUCUGGAAGAUUUCAGCGACUUUGAAGACGCGUACGACACAAACGGAAUUCUCUCCAGUUCCGGUGAAUACGGCGAGUCAUUCGAGGGUGAAAAUGACAUCGAAGAAGGCAGCACCAGUGUGUACGGAAUUCCGGACUUCCGUGCGGAUGACAUCGAGACGGAGAUUAGCGUGACGGUCAGCAACACGCUUGACGGCAAACGAAAGGCUCGCUCCAUUACCGGAAUGACCUACCAAGGAGUGCCGAUUCUGGAUGAGCCAUAUAUGAACCGACAUCUUAAUCGUUCCCGUCAUCAUAGCCAUCGUCUUCAUCACCAGCAACCGGAACAGAGACGGGAUUCACAUUACGAACAAAUGCGCCAGCGGCCGGAGGAAACCGCCAGCCCUCCUCCGCAGCUUAAACUCAACUGGGAUGACGAAAGCAGCGAAAUUCCAACACGUCACCAAGAGACCGAUGCCGCCGGUAGGCAGCAUUCUAUGCGAAGGCAUCACAAUCUUCUCCGGACGAGCUCCAGCAGCGCUGCUGAGCAGUCAUCUUCGGGCACAUCCGCCAUCAGACGAAAUGAAUUUGCCAGAAGCGAGAAAGUUAUCCAAAACUUACAACCCAACCUAGUUGGGCCGGAUUUCACCACCAAACCACCGAGCCAGCCACAUGACCGUCGCAGCAGGGUUAUGCUGACCAACGGAGAAAACAAAUACCAGAAGGUUAUCAAGAAUCCAGGAACAUAUAUGGAAGCUCGCCAGCAACCGAUUCAGCGGGUGGGACGAGUGAUGCGCAAAGCGGCAGCCCCGGCCCGUGUAAACGCUCUUCAUCUGGCCAAGUACCACCCACAGUACAUCAUUCAUCGUGCCACCAAUCAUGUCAACUGGCCCUGGCUUCCGAUCGGAGCGGCAAAUCAGGAAUCCCUGAAUUCUGGAGUUUUCAAGUUAUCAAGUAACGGCACGCUCACCGUAAAUGACACGGGACUAUACUUUGUGUACGCUCAGAUUACCUACACCGAUCAACACCCAAUCAGUGGCUUCAACAUUGUGGUCAACGGUAGAAACCAUGCCGCCUGUUCGGUUCAUGGUCAGCACGGCAAGAAAACCAACACAUGUUACACGGCUUCUCUGGUCGACCUGGACAACGGUUCUCAGCUGGAAAUCAAAGAUAUGGACGAAGGACGUGUCCAUCUGGCCUUCCAGGAGAAGACAUUCUUUGGAUUGUACAAACUGGGAAGACGACCGGUACCCUGAAGCAAUGUGUAUUAAUCUUUGGUUUUAUUUUCUUCAACUUUUGUACAUAGAGUAGCUUAACACAUCUUAUCUCAUCGAUAUUUGUCUUGUCUUGUUAUUAAAACGAGUAUGUAUUGAAUGUGCUAUUGUCCUCCCCCCAAUUGUCGUGAUAUUUAUACAAAGCUCAUGAAACUUUUAUGAAAUACAGAGAAACGCAGAAACCUUAGUGCCAUGCGAGCUUA
This is a messenger RNA of Malaya genurostris, 1940 nucleotides long. RefSeq lists its product as uncharacterized. Lineage: Eukaryota; Metazoa; Arthropoda; Insecta; Diptera; Culicidae. The record is from RefSeq and is a predicted model, not a curated record. Gene Ontology annotation, cellular component: membrane. The transcript is spliced from 7 exons. Gene Ontology annotation, biological process: immune response. Gene Ontology annotation, molecular function: tumor necrosis factor receptor binding; receptor ligand activity. The coding region runs from base 238 to 1719 and encodes 493 amino acids.